UUAUUACAGUGCCCGAACAGUGUAAGUGUGUACAAGAGAUUUAAAAGUUUAGAAAAAGAAAUUGUGCUUGCUGCCUGUGGCUCCGCCUCGACGUGGGCGUUGACGUCACAUUACUACCCAUCAAUCAGCCUAUAUUGAUCUGUCAGUUUGAGUACUUCUGCUACGGAUUCAUCAUCAGCCGACUGGAGAGCUUUGAGAAAGGUCUCAAGACAAUGAUGGAGAUGAACUCUACCUCUUCCAAUCACAGCAAUACAACACAUGUAUCUGAGUCUGUUGACCAGCAUGCUGAGCUGAGAAAGUCUCUCUACACAAUGUCUCUGAUUGUUUACUGCCUGGCCUUUGUUCUCGGUGUGCUCGGGAAUGGAGUGGUUAUCUGGGUGACCGGGUUCAAGAUGAAGAAAACAGUUAACACAGUUUGGUUCCUCAACCUUGCUGUGGCCGACUUCCUCUUCACAGCAUUCCUGCCCCUGAGUGUGACGUACCUGGCUUUGGAUUUCCACUGGCCUUUCGGCAAGUUCAUGUGCAAACUGAACAGCACAUUAAGCUCCCUGAACAUCUUUGCCAGUGUCUACAUUCUGAUGGUGAUCAGUGUGGACAGAUGUGUGUCUGUGGUGUGGCCAGUCUGGGCCCAGAACCACCGAAGUGUACGCAAGGCGUCCUGUGUGAGUCUGGGUGUUUGGGUACUGGCUCUGAUUCUCAGCACUCCAUACUUUGUCUUCAGGGACACUGGGCCAUCACAUAACAAUGACGACAUCAUCAACUGCUUCAACAACUUCGCCCUUUCUGAUGAUUAUGAAAACCUGUCUGUGUUUCAGCUGGGACAGUUUCGUCAGCAGGCCGUGACCAUCACCCGCUUCCUCCUGGGAUUUGUUGUCCCCUUCACUGUCAUUGUCUCCUGUUAUGCUGUUAUAAUCCAUCGUCUCAGAAGAAACCGCAUCCUGGCCAGCCAGUCAAAUCGCGCCUUUAAGAUCAUCGCUGCUGUUAUCAUCGCUUUUUUCCUGUGCUGGGCUCCCUUUCACAUCAUGGCUCUAAUUGAGAUGGUGAAUGACAUCGCUACUAAUCGAAGUGAAACAUUAGACUAUGUCACCACUAUCGGGAUCCCUAUAACCAUCAGCCUGGCCUUUCUCAACAGUUGCUUGAACCCACUGCUGUAUGUGUUCAUGGGACAAGAUUUCAAGGAUAACGUCCGCAAAUCCAUCCUCAAUGUAUUGGAGAAUGCCUUCCAGGAGGAGGUUUCUCGCUCUCACACUGACACAAAGUCAGUGGACAGCAAAGAGAAGUCAAGUCUUAAUACUGAGGUAUAAGGCUGCCCAUGACAUGAAGAAAUAAAUACUGUAACUGUACAUAGUAAAUCAUUUUGACACAAAUGUAUGUACCAAAUUACUUUUUUUGCUUUUGUUGUCUUUAUACAAUGACAACAAGGUGAGCUGUAAACAUUAUGCCAGAUUGAAUCAUUUCAACCAAAUGUAGUUUCUUUUAUGAGUUUUACUGUUUGGUUGGCUAACUGAUCAAAGAGUAUUGCGUUUUAACUACACCUACAGAAUUUACAGUUUGAUGGUAAUAUUGUAUAAUAAGUUGCGAUGCCUUUUGUGGGCUAAACCUUUGUUGAACAAGGUAGUAGUGGAAUGUUUUUAAUCAUACAAAGAAAAUUGCUACAUGAGAUCUACACAGUCCUGUUGUUGGCUGCUCUUUGACUCACAGCAGUGCAUUCACUCUGCACCAAUUUAGAGCUAAAGGCUAUUGUAAAAUGACAUUUCCUGGACAAAUAAGUACACAUCAGUCAUUUAAAAAUAGGCAUUGCAUCAAUUUAAGUUUAAAUUUGUGUAACACAAGCAACAAAAAAUUAAGGUUUGGUUGAUAAAGGGAACUUUUCUCUCUCACAUCCACUACAGAUUUUGAUCACCAUUCCCUUGCCUCUAUGUGACAGCAAACAAACCAUGCAAACAACACAAGUCCCAGUUGUUUAUAGGCCAUAAUUGUAGACUAUAUUGAUAAUUAAAAGGCUGGCUCAUCACUAUCACAAGUAAUAUAUAACAAUGGCAGUUUGACAAAUAACAUUGUCACAGAAAAUAGAAUCUACAAUCUAAAAUAUUAUUUCUGAACCACUGCAAAAACAGCCAUAAAACAAAUUCAAUUCCCCAGCUACAAUUACCCAACCCAACCCAACUGUGGGCACAUGGCAGGCCCCACAGAAACGAUCUCUUGGUUGAUUGUAAUUUUGCUCUUUCACCACGUAAAUCACCUUGGAAUGUAUAUUUCUUAAAGUGUACUGAGUAUAAUGUAUAUUUCUUAAAGUGUACUGAGCAACUGGAUAUAUAUAUAUAUAUAUAUAUAUACAUAUAUAUUGUCUGAUCAAUAAAAAUGGACUUUACUAUGAGGUCAUAGUUUUAUGUUUGUAAUAUAGCAGCUGUAUGGUUUAUUUGGCUCAGUUGUUCAUCAUUGCUUAACAGCUGGACAACAGAAAAAUGGAAUGGCACACUUAUUCUAUAUGUAAGACUGUGGGCGUGAAUAUUGUAACAUGAACCUGUGUAUAAAAGCUUUAUUCUUAUGUAUUCUUAUGUACUAUAAAUGAUGCUGAUGAUGCUGAUGAUGAUUGUUAUUGUAGUUUUUAUUGCUAUCAUUAUUUUCCAUUAUUAAAAAUAUUAUUUGAACUUGA
Siniperca chuatsi (mandarin fish) is the source of this 2656-nucleotide messenger RNA. RefSeq names its product chemokine-like receptor 1. The record is from RefSeq and is a predicted model, not a curated record. The transcript is spliced from 2 exons. Gene Ontology annotation, biological process: inflammatory response; positive regulation of cytosolic calcium ion concentration; phospholipase C-activating G protein-coupled receptor signaling pathway. Gene Ontology annotation, cellular component: plasma membrane. Gene Ontology annotation, molecular function: G protein-coupled receptor activity; complement receptor activity. NCBI's taxonomy places the organism in Eukaryota, Metazoa, Chordata, Actinopteri, Centrarchiformes, Sinipercidae. Bases 213 to 1304 code for a protein of 363 amino acids.